GGGGCGCGCCGUUAAAUGGCGCUGUUAAUUUCGACGAGCUGCGUUGGUCGUCCGACUCCCUGGAAAUCCGUGAGACCGCGGCAGCGGGUAAACACGCCGUCGCAACCAGGGAAAUACAUCCGGGCGAUAUUCUGGUAGUCGAGCCACCGCUGGCGGGUUGUCUCCUACCCGAAUUCUAUGGCACCCAUUGUCAGCAUUGUUACUCGAGACUAAGAGCGCCGGUCGGAUGCCCCGACUGCAGCAGCGUCGCUUUCUGCGGCGGAAAGUGCAGAGACGCCGCGAUGGCGACGUAUCACAAGUACGAGUGCAAAAUCUUGGCCCUGUUGAUAGGCUCCGGCAUGAGCGUGCUUAGCAUGCUCGCCUUUCGGAUGGUGACGCAGGAGGGUCUGUACAAGUGUUUGAGGAUCCACGAGGAGCUGAGGAAGAAGAGUGGGUGCGCCGGCGAAAAGGCCGCGACGCCUUCGGCGACGACGCCGGAUAUACACGACGCGAAGUCGCCGAGCAGGUCGGCCAGGAGGAGAAUCAGACGGAGGAAACUGAGGGAAGGUAGGCGAAGUGAGGGGAUUACCGCGACGACGACGAAGCGGGAGAAAGUGGAGGAAGAAGAAGAGGAGGGGGAGGACGAGAAGGAGACGAAGGAGCACGACGAGGAGAAGGUGGGUACAAUGAAGUCCCGCGGGAACGGGAGCGCCGGCGAUGAGAGCGUCGACGCGGGACCAUACAAUUUGGUGACGCACCAGGACAGACGGACGAGCAAAGACUUCCUGGAGAGAUCGCUGAUGGCGGCCUUCCUACUCAAGUGCCUGCAGAGAGUCGGCUUUUUCGCUCGCCCCACGCCGGAUGACGAGGUCCCAGACGCCGACGAGAUCACCGUGGCCGCCCUGCUGCUGAGGAACCUCCAGCUGCUCCAAUUUAACGCCCACGAGUUCUUCGAGACGCGGCUAAGCGCGCAGCAUCGAUUCCGCGGCAGCCGACCGGUCUACCUCGGCGUGGCAAUUUACCCGACGGUCGCCCGUUUCAAUCACGACUGCUACCCCGCGGUGACGAGAUACUUCGUCGGCCGGCACAUUGUAAUAAGGGCGACUCGCGGUCUGCAGCCGGGUGACGUUAUUGCCGAAAACUACGGGCCGAUAUUCACCAAGAGGACCCUCGCCGAGCGUCAAAGGACACUGGCCGCGAGAUAUUGGUUCCGCUGCACAUGUAAAGCCUGCCAGGAGGACUGGCCGCGCUUUGAGAAUCUGACAAACGACUCCGCGAGGCUGAGGUGUCCCACGCCGGGAUGCGGCAGAUUGCAUUCGCGAACGCAGCAGCAGCCGAGUAAGCUGAUAAAAUGUCCGGGCUGUCAAAAGAAAAUCUGCUUGGAGGAUCGGCUGGCAUACCUGCGGGAGUGUGAGGAGCUUUACGGCCGCGGUCUGGGGAGCAUGGAGGACGAGCGAGUGGGCGAUGCGAUCGGGACGCUGCGCGACGCCCUGAAGAGAUUUCACCAAGUCGCCUGUCCACCGCACAGGGACACGCACCUCGCCGAAAUUGCUUUAAGCUCCUGUAUGGCUGACUCCGGGAAUACUUGGAGGCCGGCGACGGUGCUUUGAGCACGCCGGAUGACGACGAGGAGGUGGAGAGAGGACGCGUGCGGAUGGGAGGGUGAAGAAGGAAGAGGAAGCCGUACGCACACUCGCACGGUGCUUGCGCUCCUGUAAGCACGAGCGCGCGCGAUAUCCCCGCGAAUAAAAGACCAGCGGCGCGGCGUUUGAUCGCGGCGGAUGGCAAUUUUACAAGCCGAGAGGGGGGAGCGGGGAAUUUUCGAGCCAAGCGAGAGGGACGUUAUCUUUAUCGCCCGUUGCGAGAUCGCCGAUUCACGCGCUGACAUGAUAAAGCUCGUCGAGGAACAAUGGGACAAAAAGAGACGGCCGUCCGCUCGCGAACGGCGCGAUUUCGCGCUCACCACCUCGCCACCUUGCUGCAAACACACGCAUACUGUCAUUGAACACACACACCGCCUGUCAUGUAUACUUUACCAUUUUCGAGGCUAAAAGUCACGCAAUUUUCUGCCUUACACAUGGGACAGGCAGGGGCUUAUUGGCACACUUUUACAUGUUUUUUCUUUAUAUAUUAAUUGGAAAAAGAUACUCGAAAUAUUUCGCAAUAUCAUAUACAUUUUAAUGUAACUAACUUUAGUUUCUAGGAAAAAAUAAAACUUUAAUGUAACAUC
Messenger RNA from Dinoponera quadriceps, 2209 nucleotides. RefSeq lists its product as uncharacterized. Bases 282 to 1589 code for a protein of 435 amino acids. The transcript is spliced from 6 exons. NCBI's taxonomy places the organism in Eukaryota, Metazoa, Arthropoda, Insecta, Hymenoptera, Formicidae. Gene Ontology annotation, molecular function: protein binding. The record is from RefSeq and is a predicted model, not a curated record.